AUGAACUCCGACUUCCUGGAACGAUCUCUUAGCAACCUGGCUGCCGAAGUGCUGUGCUCCUCUCGGCUCCACCAGCCGCCAGACAUCAUCGGGAUUGCAGACGAGGCAGGGCAUCGAGGAGAGCAGCCACUAGUCCUGAGCAUUGGCUUUCGCCGAUCGUUUUUGGACGAGGAGGUUCUGAAAGAGCAGGCCACCGCGGAAAGCCGGAGCGACCUCCUCAAGGCUGCUGAGAAUGAGUACAAGUUGAUCAGAGAGAUCGAGGCCACAGCCUCUGGCGCCAGUGUGCUCAAGCAGCAUGCCUUGCACACCACGUUCCAGGUGUACCGGGAAAUUAUGGCCACAAUGCAGAUGCACAAUUUCAAGGAUUGCCAGGCAAUUGCAGACAUGGUGCAAGCAUGGUUCCCUCGGUGGGGGCAAUCGGCCAACUUGGAGCAGAUCUUUCGAGAGAUGGAGCAAGCUACGAAACGUGUGGGCCAUGUGGAAAACUCGAUGCCGAACCUCACUUGUGUGGCUGUGAGGGCCAUGAGCAGGAGAGUUUGCUGUGGCGACGAGUGUCCGGCGACACCGACUUUGUCUGAGAAGGACUGGGAGGGCCAGGUGGUUCGCAACCUCAAGGACAAGAUGUGGCAUCCAACUUCAGCUCCCCCGUGCAAGAACGUGCGAAUCGAUGAUAUCUUGAAGCCCUUUACGACCAUGUCCGCCUACUCUCAAACACACCACAACUUCAACUGUGUUUUGGGAUGGAAGGAGGCGAAAAGGACCGGCACGAGCCCCAUCGAUUCGAUGAGCAGUAUGUGGGCUGUCCGCCUCAAAGAGAUUGUCUGGAGCUUUAAGGGCCCGCUGCCAGCUGAGACUGUGGACGAGAGGAGAAUGCCGGCGAGCACGCACAAGGCGACGGAGACCCGGGAGCUUUUUGAUGGGGAGGCAGACAGCACGCGGGCGCUGAGCAUGGACAGUGGGAGCAUGUUCACGCACCGCCUGUGUGGACUUCAUGUCGAAAUCUUCUGCUACACUUUGCACGUCUGCCCGACUUCGAUGGAAAGCAAGUGCGGUGGGAUCCUCUUUCGCAGAGGGCCGAAGCCGUAUUCGUUGCUCGUGCACCUCUUCGUGUCGGAGAACAUCAUGAGCAUCACAUCCGCCGCCCUCUCCGACAUCCUCACCGCCUACAGCAUCCGUAUGCCCAAGAACAGCAGCAAGCAUGCAAAGAUCACAAAGCUGAUGACACUGGACGAAGUCAAGCAGGCGAUCGGUGAUGCUGGUGUGGCACGAAUGGAAGCGAAGCUGCUCGAGAUCGACAAGAACCGGCAUUCAAAGAAGAAAGCAGCAGAAGCCGAAGGCGAUGAUGUCACCAUGCACGACGAGACCGCGGCCGAGAAAGCCAAUGAUGAAGAUCCGGCCGUGGCGGCCUGCUGCCAGCUGCUGGAGGAGCUGGGUGAUGAGUCCGAGGCAGAAGCGGAGGAAAAGAAGGAGGAGAAGAAAGAGGAAGCAAGCGAGGAGCAGACGACCCCAGCUGAGACCACUCGUGCUUCGAAAGCUUUGCUCAGCAAGACGCAGACGGUGCCACAGUGGCUGCUCGACAAGUUUCCGAUUCCUACUGGUGGUUGGAUGCACCAUACGCAGUUUCGGGACAGCUCGCUGCCACUCUUUCAAGCAAAGCUACAGAAUGGCAAGAUUUUCGAAGGGCAGCGACAAAGCUGCAGUUUGAGUGUGCUGCGUUUUCUUGAUUCAUACCGGAACAGUGUGAGCGCCUCUUACAAUCCCGAUUUGAAUGUCGAGCAGCUGAAUGAGAGAAUCACCUUGGCGAAAACCAUGCCUGCGAGGGAAAGGAGUAUGUCGCAAGCCUAUUUCUUCGCCUGGAGCUGGCUGAAUAGAGCUUUGAAUCCAGUGCGUUUGGGAGACAAGAGGAAACGAAAGCGAACGGAGGCAUGA
Symbiodinium sp. CCMP2592 is the source of this 1929-nucleotide messenger RNA. The record is from the annotation of a GenBank genome assembly. NCBI's taxonomy places the organism in Eukaryota, Dinophyceae, Suessiales, Symbiodiniaceae.